CGAAGUCUCCUCUUCUUUCUCUAACAACAGAGAGCGAUUCCUUACUUUUUCAAUUCUUUUUUUUCGAUGUUACACACACGAGCGCAGAUUUGUAUACACCAAUCUUUUUAUAUGUAUAUGUUUAGCUAUAUGCAGAAGCAAUCCCUCGUAUCAAUCUCAGGUGUUUUCGAUUCGGAUUUAGGUUUGAUCGGUUGAAAAAUUCCCGACGAUCCCCACCUGAAUUCGUCAUGGUGGAUCAUUACCAAGUUCUAGGCGUGAAGAGAAACGCGACGAAGCAAGAGGUCAAAGAUGCGUUUCGGAGAUUAGCGGUGAAGUACCAUCCGGACAAGCACGCCCAGUCUCCGGAUCACGUCCGGCAAAACGCCACCGUGCGGUUUAAGCUUGUCUCGGAGGCGUACGAGGUUUUGAACGACGACCGGAAACGCGCUUCCUAUAACGCUGCCAGCGAAUCGGAUUUCUUUCGCCGUACCGGAGGUUCUUAUAGCAAUCCAUACGGGAAUCGUGGUGGCGGAUCGUAUGGUUACGGUUACUCUGCGGCGAGGAAUCGUCAGGCCUCAAGUUUCAGCCGCGGAUUUGAGUCGACUUUUCGUUACUUGACUACGCGUGCGUUUCUCCUGAAUCUAGCAUUAGCUGGUGGUAUGUACUUUGCGUUUGCUGCAAUUGAUACAAGUGGAGAAACACUUUGGAAAAUGCGUAACUCAGGGACACUGACAAAGGCUUUGCAUAUAUUCAGAAAUCAUUCGAGGAAGCGAUGGAAUCAAUCGAGAAAACAAAGUCACAUAAGGAUGAAGGAUGAAAGAAAGGAUUCAAAGGUACUAUUAAGACUUUGACUUUGACUCUGGUGGGUCUGUGGGUCUACUGAUUUGCGUUGCGAUUCAAUCUGAAAUUGUACCUUGGGCAUUGCUCGCGACUUUUCUCAGGUUUCACUGUCUUUAAAAAGUGGGAGAUACCAAAUAUCUUUAGUGCAGAGUAAAAUAUGUUAUAAAUAGCAAAUAUUUGUUCGUGUGUAUUUUAGAAUUUAACAUUGAGAAGUUGAUAACCCUUCUUUUUAUCGCUUUUGAGUUUUUACCAAAACAAACUAAUUGAACACUUUUCUUUCUUUAUUUUUUACGCUUGUGUGUUAAUUGGUGGGAAAGCAAUUGAAAGUG
Messenger RNA from Eutrema salsugineum, 1148 nucleotides. RefSeq names its product chaperone protein dnaJ 72. The coding region runs from base 228 to 830 and encodes 200 amino acids. The transcript is spliced from 3 exons. The record is from RefSeq and is a predicted model, not a curated record. NCBI's taxonomy places the organism in Eukaryota, Viridiplantae, Streptophyta, Magnoliopsida, Brassicales, Brassicaceae.